Molecule: messenger RNA, 2430 nt
Organism: Oryzias melastigma (Indian medaka)
Lineage: Eukaryota; Metazoa; Chordata; Actinopteri; Beloniformes; Adrianichthyidae
Product: vacuolar protein sorting-associated protein 26B-like
Exons: 6
Coding region: 517-1518 (333 amino acids)
Biological process (GO): intracellular protein transport; retrograde transport, endosome to Golgi
Cellular component (GO): retromer complex; endosome
Source: RefSeq, a predicted model, not a curated record
UUGAAAAGACGUCACCCGGAAGUACUUUAGCCGACACAGAUAGCGCAAGCUAACGCUACAGUUGGGUCUUUUGACAACAUUUUCUAUCUUCUCCGUUUGAGCACAAACAUGUGAUAUAAAUUUCGUUCGCCGUAGAUUAAUUUUUUUUCAAUCACUUUUUAUUUCGGACAGUUUAACCGUGAGUUAAAAAAGGGAAAACAAAAUAAAGGAAACGGCUAAUUUUUCUGCUGCACGAAUGAGCCUUUUCGUUUCGCCGUCGUUUUUCUAGUUUUUCCUGAGUGAGGGCAUGUAACCGAAGGAGUUCUUCCCGGUGAUUAUAUCCCUUUUUUAUUUGUCAAACUUGUUAUUAAUAUUUUCGUUUCUAAGAGGAACUGGCCUCGCACACCCUGGCAGGCCUUUAUCUGAUGAUAGUUUGAGGCAUUUUAGGGCUCUUCACUUUCACUUGAUUAAGUUGGAGAGGGGUUUCGACAAGGACAACUUUCAUGCGAUAAGAGUUCGUGUAGAAACGGCGUCAUAAUGAGUUUCUUUAGUUUUGGACAAAGUGCAGAAAUCGACGUGGUCCUGAAUGACGCCGAAACGAGGAAGAAGGUGGAACACAAAACGGAGGAUGGGAAGAAAGACAAGUACUUUCUUUUCUACGAUGGCGAGACCGUCAGUGGAAAGGUGAAUGUCACGCUGAAGAACCCCGGAAAGAGGUUGGAGCACUACGGCAUCAAAAUCGAAUUCGUCGGCCAAAUAGAGUUGUAUUACGACAGAGGAAACCAUCAUGAAUUUGUGUCCCUGGUGAAGGAUCUUGCCAGACCCGGUGAAAUAACUCAGUCGCAGAGCUUCGACUUCGAGUUCACUCAUGUUGAGAAACCCUACGAGUCCUACACAGGACAGAACGUCAAGCUAAGAUAUUUUCUUCGUGCCACAGUGGUAAGAAGACUAAAUGACAUCACUAAGGAGAUGGACAUCGUGGUCCACACCCUGAGCACUUAUCCAGAGCUCAACUCCUCCAUCAAGAUGGAAGUUGGCAUCGAGGACUGUCUCCACAUUGAGUUUGAGUAUAAUAAAUCCAAGUACCAUCUGAAGGAUGUAAUUGUGGGAAAAAUCUAUUUUCUGCUGGUGAGGAUCAAGAUCAAGCACAUGGAGAUUGACAUCAUCAAACGUGAAACGACAGGCACCGGCCCGAGCGUAUACCACGAAAACGACACUAUCGCCAAAUAUGAGAUCAUGGAUGGAGCACCGGUCAGGGGGGAGUCCAUUCCUAUUCGACUAUUUCUGGCUGGCUACGAUCUGACUCCCACCAUGCGAGACAUCAACAAGAAGUUCUCUGUGCGUUACUAUCUGAACCUGGUUCUGAUCGACGAGGAAGAGAGGCGCUACUUCAAACAGCAGGAGAUCACGCUGUGGAGGAAAGGAGACGUCGUCAGGAAGAGCAUGUCCCACCAGGCCGCCAUCGCCUCCCAGAGGUUCGAGGGCUCCGCCGCUUCCGAGAGCGCACUGGAACAGGCCGCCAAGGAGGAGAGCGGGUAGAGCCGCCGGCCUCGGCCUCGCCGCGCAGGACCCGUCAGCAUCCAGGUCACAACCCCCUGCAGCAUCUGGCGAGUCAGCUGUUUCAUAUGUAGCCGCCACUGCUGAUGAAGGAAGGGAGACGCACACACAGAUGGAGACGGUGUGUGAACUAUGAAACAGGUUGUAUGAGGCAUUCUGAAUGGCUUCCGGCUCCAGUCAUGUGUUUUUAAAGGGGAAUCAAGCUAAUCACCGUUCUGCAGUCUGCCCCGUCAGAUGAUGAAACCCUACAUUCUUUAGCUUUCUGUGUCACUUUCUGAUGCCAUUUGAUUUCUGAUCUCACUCUUCUAAAUUCAUGACAAGUGAAUCUCAUACAUUCCAUGUUUAUUAAAAUACAUUUCUAACACUGUCAUAAAACAAACAAAAAAAAAAUUUUGAGUUAACCUUGUGUUGCUUUUUCUCGCUUAGCGUGUUUUAUUUUGUGUCUGCACAAAGUUAUCAGAAGUGGAAACUGGAAUCUUUUGUUUCUGAUUAAACAAGAGGAUUAAAGUAUUAUCCCAUAUUUUUUUUAAGCUGUAAAUAAGAUCAUUUAAACCCGGUAUCCUGUUGAAGCUUCUAUACAUUGACUAUUGGGUGCACAGACUCACAAAAUGACCUUUCCCGUCCACGUGCUUUACCUCAGCAUUCCACUGAUGUUAGGAGAAGGUCUGUGUCCAGUGUUUGUAUUAACGUUUGAUUAUAUGGAGUCUUCUAUAUCCUCUUUAUUAGAGACUUGAAAGUUGUGCCUAUGUGUAUUAAGCAAAUGAAAUCCUUCUGCCUCUAACAUGAUUUUAGUCUUUUAACCAGAGAAAAAUGACAGUAUAUCUUUUGCAAAGUGCUAAUCACUCUUUGUUCCCAGAAGUCCAAUAAAUUGAUGCCAAAUGGAAUAAAAAAAUA